CACAGCAACGUUCCGCUCAGCGGGUCGACGAUAACAUCGUCUCUGAUUCUCCACCUUCACACCUGCGAUCAUCCCCGGUAGUCGACAAAGAAAUGCUAUCCGACGAGACGCACAAAGCCACAGCAUCCCGGACAGCAUCGUCUGUCCAUGAUGUGAGCGCCGAGAAGCCACCGUUCGGGUCUCGGUUGCUCACUUUAGAAGCUGACGUAUGGAGUCAAAAUGCAUGGGAUCAUGUCCCACCUCCCGACGACCAGGACGAGAUCAUCAAUGCCGCGCUCGCGAGACAAAAGCUCGCACCAGUACCGGAGGACGAGAAACAGAAAUACAAUGAGAAACCCGCCAAACAUUGGGAUAACUUCUACAAAAUGAAUGCGAACAAUUUCUUCAAGAACAGGAAAUGGCUGCACUUGGAAUUUCCGGAGCUAGUCCACGCAACACAGCCAGAGGCAGGAGCUGUGACCAUCGCAGAGAUUGGCUGUGGUGCCGGGAAUGCCGUCUUUCCAAUAUUAUCCUCCAAUAAGAACCCACAUCUAUCGCUACGGGCGUAUGAUUAUUCUUCGCAUGCUGUCAAGCUCGUGCAGACAAACCCGUUGUACACGUCUCCUCCCGUUGGCUCUAUCAAGGCCGCAGUAUGGGAUCUGUCAUCAUCAGAGCUACCACCCGAUGUAACGCCUGAGAGUGUGGACGUCAUCGUUCUCGUCUUUGUUCUGAGCGCACUGCAUCCGCAUGAAUGGCAGCGCGCGGUUGGCAAUAUUCACAAGAUGCUGAAGCCCGGAGGGCUAGUACUGCUGCGCGAUUAUGGUAGACACGACCUAACACAGCUGCGUUUCAAAGGUGGCCGUCUGCUGGACGAGAACUUCUACAUUCGCGGCGAUAAGACAAGAGUGUAUUUUUUUGAGCUGGACGAACUGGCCCUGUUGUUCACCGGGUCCCUAGCUCCUUCAUCAUCCAAGAUCAAUAAUCACGUUACCGUGGUCGAGGAGGACGACGGAGAUUCUGGUGGCACUACCGAUCAGCGAUCAGCCCUCCCUAGCUCAUCACCAGGCCCCUCGUCGCCGCAACCGCUAGAACCAGAAGUCACCGUGCAGGCUCACGAAGAUGGCACCGUGACCCCCUCCUUGUCUGACCAGAUUCAUCCGUGUCUUCGCUCGGUUCUUACCUCCGAAGGCACUGUGUCGCUGUUUUCCAUCGAGCAAUUGGGCGUGGACCGCAGACUCAUCGUGAACCGGAAACGACAAUUGAAAAUGUAUCGGGUUUGGAUGCAAGCAAAAUUUCGGAAGCUGCCUUCAUGAACGGGACGGUGGAUGUAUCGCGAUUCGAGUAUGGGGAGACAGCCUAGAAGAUAUAGUUUACAGUCUGUACGAACGAAUGAUAGCAGUUCUUUUACAACCAAGAGGUGUAGCCGAAUCGUCUCUAUUUGCAUGUAACAUUGGCAAGCUAUUUGCUACCCACAUACCGCAGUUCGCCAUCCCAGGUAGCGCGU
Molecule: messenger RNA, 1483 nt
Organism: Fomitopsis serialis
Lineage: Eukaryota; Fungi; Basidiomycota; Agaricomycetes; Polyporales; Fomitopsidaceae
Product: methyltransferase
Exons: 9
Coding region: 93-1292 (399 amino acids)
Molecular function (GO): tRNA (cytidine-N3)-methyltransferase activity
Source: RefSeq, a predicted model, not a curated record